CGGUUGAUAAUGAAUAAUGCUGGACAAAUAGCGGAAUAAAUGUUUCAAUAGGGAUGAAAUGUUGCAUUAUAAUACUUAAUACUAAGAGACAAUUAUAAUGAUAAUGAGUAAAGGAAGGCAGACUUUGAAGGAUUUAAUAAAGUGCUGAGCAAUGAGAUUUUCUUGUACAAGAAAUGAAAUCAUGGAUAUUAACAUACAAGUAUAAUUUUUAAAAGAUAAUAAAUAUGAGGUUUCAUUGAAAUCAGUAUAAGAUACUGGUAGUCGCCAAAUAAAAAUCAAAAAUGAAAUUACACCAAAGUAUACCCGUUGACAUAGCUUAUGGCUCCCUGUCACUGUUCACGACCAUAGUCCAUAACAUUUUCCUGCUGUACCAUGUGGAUAUGUUUGUUUCUGUGUACAAGAUCGAUAAAGCCUCGUUCUGGAUCGGGGAAAUGGUUUUCCUGGUCUGGAACUCAUUAAACGACCCGCUGUUUGGAUGGAUAAGUGAUAAAAAGUAUUUGUCGUCAGGAAAAAGUCACGAUUUUUCAGUAACUAGUAUAGUUCUUCAAAGAUUAGACGCACUAUUGUGGACGGGGCCUUUUUUCGCUGUGUCUUUUAUGUCGUUCUGGGUACAAUGGGCAUACCCAGGAUUACAGUUUGUAAUAUGUCUGUGUCUUUAUGACAGUUUUCUGACAAUGAUCGAUCUUCAUCAUUCCGCAUUAUUGGCAGAUAUUGCGAUAUCUGGCGACACAAGAACAAGACUGAAUUCACGAGCAUCGCUUUUUAGUAUCCUCGGUUCAGGCUCAGUGUUUCUGUCUUAUGCUGUGUGGAAUAAGGAUAAUUUACGAUCAUUCCGUGUAUUCUGUGCAAUUCUAACAUUACUGUCGUUACUAGGCUUUUAUGUGAUGACAAGGGUGCUGAAACAAGUGUUCCAGAAAAACGUGGAAAACCUGGAUAAACAUGUAGCUGACAACUCAUUAGUCAGGAGUGAAGAUGAUAGUGAUAAACAAAAAUUGAAGUCGUUUGUGAAAGAAUUAAUGACACAGUCCAACUUUAAAUGGUUUGCAGUCAUGAAUCUAAUACAGGUCUUUCACUGUCAUUUUAACAGCAAUUUUUUCCCUUUAUUUCUUGAAAACCUUCUUGGGGACGCUAUUAGUCCAGGAAUGGGGCCAUUUUUAAUAGGUAUAUCGUUUGUAGCACCUCAUAUCAACAACCUGUAUUUCCUAUCACUGUGUCGUAAAUACGGGGUAUACUCUGUGAUUCGAAUACUGUUCUGUGUUAAACUUGCCCUGAGUAUAGUCAUGUUUUUGGCGGGACCAAAUUAUCUGUGGCUACUCUGCUUCUUUAUUGCCAGUAAUCGUGUGUUCACAGAAGGUACUUGUAAAUUGUUAAAUCUAGUCAUCAGUGAUCUUGUAGAUGAGGAUUACGUACUUCACCAUAGAAACCAGGCCGUUUCAGCGCUCAUGUUCGGUACUGCGGCUCUCUUGUCAAAACCUGGCCAAACCUUGGCACCACUGAUUGGAACCUGGCUCCUGGCGCAGCAAACUGGUCAUGAUAUAUUUGCCACUGGUCAAGAGCUUGGAUCUAUAAAACCUCUACACAGUUUAGAAGAUUCUAAGGCAGUGUCCGACUACAGGGAGGGAUGUUUCAAUCUUCUUGUGUAUGUCCCAGUAGUAUGUGCCGUCACCCAGCUUGCUGCGUGGUCGCAGUUUAGUCUACGUGGAAAACGGUUACAGUGGGUAAAAGCCAUUAGAGAAGGAACGACGCAUUAUGUCUAACUGCUCAAACUUUAUGUCUAAAAAUAUUCAAAAUUAUGUCACACACAAUAGAUCUAUUUUUAUAAUUUCAAUAUUAUGUCUUUAAGCUUUAAUUUUAUGUCUAAAAUUUCAACAUUACAACUCCUGAAGUUUAAAUAUUAUGCCUGAAAGGUACAAAUUUUUGUUUAAAAAUUGCAAUCUUUUAUCUUAAGAUAUUUAACAUUAUGUCUAAAAGUUUUGUACAAAUUAUUUUAUAGAAAUGACAACACUGUGUCAGAAAUCUUUGAUGAAGUAUUUAAGUCUUCAACAUCUUAUUCUGAAAGGUUUAACAAUGUGCCUGACAAAUUUAAAAUUAUGUCUUAAAUUUUCACCUUGUGUCUUAGAUAGCUAAGGUUAUGUUUUUACACAAAAUCAAUUUUGAGAUUUUACCAUUAUGUCUAGAAUAUUAAAUUUUAUGUCUUAAGAUUUCAACAACAUCUUUUUUGAUUAUUUCAAAAUAAUGUUCUAAAAAUUUCAACAUUUAGU
This is a messenger RNA of Ruditapes philippinarum (Manila clam), 2261 nucleotides long. RefSeq names its product transmembrane protein 180-like. The transcript is spliced from 7 exons. The coding region runs from base 282 to 1757 and encodes 491 amino acids. Lineage: Eukaryota; Metazoa; Mollusca; Bivalvia; Venerida; Veneridae. The record is from RefSeq and is a predicted model, not a curated record.